Molecule: messenger RNA, 4367 nt
Organism: Callorhinchus milii (elephant shark)
Lineage: Eukaryota; Metazoa; Chordata; Chondrichthyes; Chimaeriformes; Callorhinchidae
Gene: usp8
Product: ubiquitin specific peptidase 8
Biological process (GO): endosome organization; protein K63-linked deubiquitination; protein K48-linked deubiquitination
Cellular component (GO): postsynaptic density; dendritic spine; midbody
Molecular function (GO): cysteine-type deubiquitinase activity
Source: RefSeq, a predicted model, not a curated record
GCUCCCCGAGGCCUGGCUGUCAGUAAAGUUCUGCGGCUCUCCGAGUUUCCGCUCGGCCGCGCCGAGAGGGGCGAAGGGCGGAGGAGAAGUCGAUCCUUCCCCCCCCCCCCCACCCGCGGUGCGGUCUGAUCGGCGGACAGGAGAGAGGAUCCCCCGACCGCUUCCAGCCUGAGGAGGUUGCUUGUCUUUCGAAGAGAGUCCAUUUAACCACGAAAAUUGCUUAAAAAUGCCUGCAGUGUCGAGUGGUGCAAAGUCGUUGUAUCUGUCUACAUCCUUGGCAGAUCUUAAUAAGAAAGCAGAAGUCAAACCCGAGAAAGGAACAACCACCAAAAAUUAUGUCCAUAGCGCUUGUAAGAUUUUCAAGGCUGCAGAGGAGUGUAGAUUGGACAGAGAUGAAGAAAAGGCCUUUGUUCUUUACAUGAAGUACUUGUCUGUGUAUGAACUGAUUCGGAAAAAGAGCGAUUUCAAACAGCAACAGGAAUACUACACUUCUCUGCUUGGGCCAGCAAGCUUCCGAAAAGCCAUAGAAGAGGCAGAAAGACUUUCUGAUAGCCUGAAGUUGAGAUACGAGGAAGCUGAAGUUCGCAAAAAGCUGGAAGAGAAAGAGCGACUGGAGGAGGAGAAACAAAAGCAACAGGAGGAAGCAAAAAGAAAGGGGACCGACAACACCACCAAAGCCUUAACCAAGAACUCUUUGAAGGAUCUGGUUCACGUAAAGAAAGGAAGCCUAAAGGAAGACGGUGAGCUGAAUGAUGGCAAAGAAAACAACACGUGCACUCAUGAUCUACCUCCAGGGGCGAUCCGUGCAGAGAACCUCUUUGCAAUGCUGCAGGAUGAAACCACAGGGGUGAUUAUUAUGGAUGUGAGGACUUACAAGGAUUACCAGGAAUCACAUAUACACAUGGCUGAUCAGUGCUGUAUCAGUGUUCCAGAGGAAGCUAUCAACCCUGGCAUCACUGUUAACCAGAUUGAGCUGAAACUGCCCGAAGAGUCGAAAGCCAAGUGGAAGAAUCGGCAGUUUAUCGAUUACAUUGUGUUGCUCGAUUGGUUCAGUUCCAUCAAUCAGGUCAAACUGGGAACCACCCUCCAGAGUCUCAAGGAUGCCCUCUAUAAGUGGGAUAGCCAGAUAAUUCUACGUAGUGAGCCACUGAUACUCGAAGGUGGCUAUGAGACCUGGCUCCUGUUCUAUCCAAUGUAUACAACCAAUCCCAAAGUGAUUGUGCCGAGGGAGGAGAAACCAGACACACACCUGGUGUCUUUGAAUUUCAGUUAUCCAACUUUGGAAGAGUCUCCCCCACGUCCUCCGCCCUCCUCAGACUUGACUGAGAGGAAAGUGUCCCAAGAAAUAGAAGCUUGUGACGAGCAAGACUCCCAGCCGGAAAAGGUGGCAAAACGAGUCAACGUCACAGAGACCGCCAGUGUGCCAAACGGUGUUACUCGGCAAGGAGUUUCACCUGCUGUACAGCCUACUACACUGAAAGCCAUUCCACAGAUUGAUCGGAGUAAAAAACCCUCCCUGAAGAUGCCCGAUCGAUCUCAAUCCAACUCUGAUGUCGGUGUGGACAGUCUGCCUGCUCACAACGGGCCACUGAUCCCCGAUCGAUCCACCAAGCCAUCGCUGGAGACGCAGAACUCGUUAACUGACGAAGAAAGAAACCUCAUCCACGCUGAAGCGGCGCUGAUCGGCGAGAAGGCCAGAAGGGAGAAGGAGCACCGAGAUCGAGAGAAGCUUCUACAAGAAGAGCGAAGAAAAGAAAGCGAGAGACUGGAGAAGGAGGAGCAGGAGCGUCGGGAUAAAGACCAGCGCGAGAGGGAACUCCGGAUCAAAGAGGAAGAAAGGGAGGAAAGAGAAAAUGAAGAACGGAGGAAGAGAGAAGCGGAAAACAGACGAGUGAAGGAGGAGACAGAAAGAGAGAGGUCAGAGCAGGAGAGAAAAUCUGAAGAAAACAAAGCCAAGAUCGAAGGCCAAGUGAGAAAUACGGGAGAAUCGAGGAAAGACACACAAGAUCAGCCGGUCUCUGAGCCGAAAGACAACCCUACAAAUACAGAACAGACCCAACAAGAGAUUGGACAUGGAAGCGGCAGUCAAAAAGCAAAGACAUUCAAAGAAGAAAAUGAAAGGCUGAACAGAGACUCGCUAACCAGAGCGAGGAGUGAAGAAAUGGGUCGGACAGUUCCUGGCUUGCCACAAGGGUGGAUGAAGUUUCUUGAUUUAGUGACCGGCACGUACCGUUAUUACCACUCACCCACGAACAGCGUUCAUCUGUAUCCACCUGAAAUGGUUCAGUCCAUCACACCGCCCGCCACACCCCCAACUCACAAAGCCAAGGCUCCGAGCCUGACCGACACAGAAGCCCCCAAGUUAAAGCGCUCCUACUCCUCGCCGGACAUCACCCAAGCAAUUCAGGACGAGCAGAGCAAAGUGGCAACAAAACUAGCCCCGACUAUCAACCGGGAAACCAAACCCUACAACUACAGCAAAGCUGAAAUCUCGAACCCCUCUGCCUCUCAGAUCCGAAACUUAAACCCUGUGUACGGGGGCCUGGGGCGAGCCCUCACUGGUCUUCGCAAUCUCGGCAACACCUGCUACAUGAACUCAAUCCUGCAGUGUUUGUCCAACACUCCGAGUCUGGCAGAGUACUUCAUUAAAAACUACUAUUUACAGGAUAUAAACAGGGCAAACAUUCUUGGCCAUAAAGGUGAAGUGGCUGAAGAGUUUGGUGUCGUCAUGAAAAGCUUGUGGUCGGGCCAGUACAAAUACAUCAGCCCCAGGGAGUUCAGGAUGCGAAUCGUGAAGAUAAAUGACCGAUUUGCAGGAAGCAGUCACCAGGAUUCCCAGGAGCUGCUGCUCUUCCUGAUGGAUGGGCUCCACGAAGAUCUGAAUAAAGCCGAUAAUCGGAAGAGAUAUAAGGAAGAAAACAUUGAUGGCCUGGAUGAUUUUCAAGCUGCGGAACUGGCCUGGCAGAAACACAAGCUACUAAAUGAGUCUAUCAUUGUGGCUCUGUUUCAAGGCCAGUUCAAGUCAACAGUGCAGUGUCUGACUUGCUACAAGAAGUCUCGAACCUUUGAGGCCUUUAUGUAUCUUUCCCUGUCACUUGGAACUUCCAACAAAUGCUCUUUGCAGGAUUGUGUGCGGAUGUUUUCCAAAGAGGAGAAGCUCACAGACGACAACCGCUUCCACUGCAGCCACUGCAAAACUCACCGAGACGCCACAAAGAAACUCGAGAUCUGGAAACUGCCCCCGAUUCUCCUGAUACACCUCAAACGAUUUUCUUUCGAAGGAAGAUGGAAGCAAAAGCUCCAGACAAAUGUAGACUUUCCUUUGGAGAAUCUGGACCUCUCACCGUAUGUUAUUGGUCCCAAACACAACAUAAAGAGAUACAACUUGUACAGCGCAUCAAACCAUUACGGGGGCAUGGAAGGCGGACACUACACUGCUUACUGCAGGAACCCUCUGAACCAACGCUGGUUCAAGUUCGACGACCACGAUGUGUCUGAUUUCUCCACCUCAUCUGUGAAGUCGGCAGCAGCCUACAUUCUCUUCUACAGCUCCCUCGACCAGCGCACCAUUGACCUGGCCACAUAGCACACUCGGGGCACAGCACCUGGUUUCUCUCUGAAACGAUGAAGCACCCAGUUUCCACGGAAAACCCUUCUCAGUUAGAAAGGUACUGGCCAAGGUCGGUGCACCUGUGACGUAAAGGACUGACUGGCUGAGCUAAAGGAUUAUCUGCCAGCACAGAUGUUUUUUUUUUGCAUUGCAACACCAUAUAAUAGGGAUUAACUGGACUGAUCUGGCCUUUUGUAAUUCAAUGAGUAUGUUUAGUCAUGCAAUCGCUUUAACAAUGAUUACAGAAUCAUUCCCCCGUUCAGAGUUGAACCAAAAUCGUAGCUUGAGUUGCAAGAGUCUUGCAAGAUGGACCUUUUUGCUGUUACAUGAGUUGUUGGUUGUCUCUUUCAAUGUCUUUCCACUUGCUCCUGUUGUAAUGGCCUUUCUCCAUUAGUUUCAAAGAAACCUUUCUUUCUGUACUGUGAACAUAACCUAGAAUAAUAUGAGCAGAUGGGAUUGUAUCUGUACAUAAUGACUGCAGACUUGCACAAAAAAAAUGAGCAUUCAAUGUAUGUACGUGUGUGUGUAUAUAUAAAUACGUUUAAACAACUUUUAUUUGUGAAGUAACCUAUUACUCUGUACCUGUAGAGGAAGCGCUUGAAUGACAACUUAAUGCUGCUGCACUUAUCCUUAACCAAAAACUGCAUAGCUAAUCCAAAUUAUUUUGGCACAAUUUUAUACUCUACGUGUGUGCAUUUAAUUUCUCUAGCCUUUGUUUAUAAUGUAACGUGUGCAACCAAUUAUACUUUAAUGCAAA